CUUUAUCGUUGAUCCGACCAACGAGUGCCCUCCGAUUUUUGCCUGCCCCAUUUCCAUUCGCUGUCCACUGACCCGAGGCCCAUUCAAGAGCCCAGUCUAAACCUAACUCGUAACUGCGUCUUGAAAUUCUGGGACAAGACUCUGGUAUCUCGCUCACAUAUAUAUACCAUCGUCGCUGCAUUACUUUCCCUCGUGCUCUUCUGAUCAUUUCUCUCACUACUGAAACACCACCUACCACCCAUAUUUCAAUAUUUUCGACAAGAUGAGCAAAGGCAAGCUCAGUGGCACGGAUGUCGCCCAGCACAACUCCCGCGACUCUUGCUGGGUCAUUGUUCAUGGGAAGGCGUAUGAUGUAACCGAAUUCCUGCCAGAACAUCCUGGUGGUCAGAAGAUCAUCCUGAAGUACGCAGGCAAGGAUGCGACCGAGGAGUUUGACCCUAUCCACCCUCCCGACACCCUCGAUAAAUACCUCGAUGGCUCCAAGCACCUGGGUGCGGUCGACAUGAGCACCGUCGAACAGGAAGAGAAGGUUGUCGACCCCGCAGAAGAGGAACGACAGGAGCGGAUCAAGCGGAUGCCCCCACUGCAAGCAUGCUAUAACCUAAUGGACUUCGAGACAGUCGCACGGGAUGUUAUGAAGAAAACCGCUUGGGCUUACUACUCUAGCGGUGCGGACGAUGAAAUUACUAUGCGUGAGAACCAUUCAGCCUUCCAUAAGAUCUGGUUCCGGCCUCGGGUCCUGGUCGACGUGGAGAAUGUUGACUUCUCCACCACAAUGCUUGGGACCAAGACCUCGAUUCCUUUCUACGUGACUGCAACUGCUCUGGGAAAGUUGGGUAAUCCUGAGGGCGAAGUCGUCCUCACGCGUGCCGCUCAUGAUCACAAUGUAAUCCAGAUGAUCCCGACGUUAGCCUCGUGCUCUUUCGACGAGAUUGUAGACGCCAAGAAAGGCGACCAGGUACAAUGGUUGCAACUUUACGUGAACAAGGACCGCGAGAUCACCAAGCGUAUCGUCCAACACGCAGAGGCUCGCGGCUGCAAGGGCCUCUUUAUCACAGUGGAUGCUCCUCAACUUGGCCGUCGGGAGAAGGACAUGCGUUCCAAGUUCUCCGACGUGGGAUCUAACGUUCAAGCCAGCGGAGGCAGCUCCGUCGAUCGCUCUCAAGGUGCCGCUAGGGCCAUCUCGUCGUUCAUCGACCCCUCUCUUUCCUGGAAGGACAUCCCCUGGUUCCAAUCCAUCACAAAGAUGCCCAUCGUCCUGAAAGGUGUCCAGCGCGUCGAAGACGUCCUCCGUGCCGCUGAGAUGGGUCUGGAUGGCGUCGUCCUCUCCAACCACGGCGGUCGCCAGCUAGACACUGCACCAUCCGGCAUCGAAGUCCUCGCAGAGGUCAUGCCCAUCCUCCGGGAACGCGGCUGGGAAAAUAAGAUCGAGAUCUUCAUUGACGGCGGUGUUCGCCGCUCCACGGAUAUCCUGAAGGCCCUCUGUCUGGGCGCCCGUGGUGUGGGUAUCGGACGACCAUUCCUAUACGCCAUGUCCGCAUACGGUCAGGCCGGUGUAGACCGCGCCAUGCAGCUCCUCAAAGACGAAAUGGAAAUGAACAUGCGACUGAUCGGUGCCACCAAGAUCGAAGACCUCAAUCCCAGCCUGAUCGAUGUGCGCGGCCUGGUCAGCGGUCAUCAUGCUUCUGUUCCCUCCGACACCUUGACCCUCCGUGCCUACGAUCCGCUCCAGGCUCCUCGCUUCAGCGAGAAGGCCAAAUUGUAAUGGCUGAGGAUCUCUUUCGCUCUUCAGCUCUCUUGGCUUUCGUUCUUCUUCCAUUUCCCUCCUCUGAUAAAGUUUGUUUUGCAGUUCUCCCGUUGACAGUGGUUGGCAGAUAGACUUAACCACAAACCCGAUUUUAUAUACCCCUUCGUCAUACUUGACGAUAAUGAUGGCGAUCCUUGUACAUUUAGUGAGAAAGAUAGUAUACGCUACAAGACAUGUAUAGACGUGAUGUCCAGGUUAAAUUAAAUAUAAACGCAAAGAAUAUAUCCAAAAAUUGGAUUAACUU
Molecule: messenger RNA, 2051 nt
Organism: Aspergillus alliaceus
Lineage: Eukaryota; Fungi; Ascomycota; Eurotiomycetes; Eurotiales; Aspergillaceae
Product: L-lactate dehydrogenase (cytochrome)
Exons: 3
Coding region: 263-1765 (500 amino acids)
Biological process (GO): lactate metabolic process
Molecular function (GO): L-lactate dehydrogenase (cytochrome) activity; heme binding
Source: RefSeq, a predicted model, not a curated record